Galeopterus variegatus (Sunda flying lemur) is the source of this 2148-nucleotide messenger RNA. It is a transcript of the gene CA14, whose product is annotated as carbonic anhydrase XIV. NCBI's taxonomy places the organism in Eukaryota, Metazoa, Chordata, Mammalia, Dermoptera, Cynocephalidae. Gene Ontology annotation, molecular function: carbonate dehydratase activity; zinc ion binding. Gene Ontology annotation, cellular component: plasma membrane. The transcript has 11 exons. The record is from RefSeq and is a predicted model, not a curated record. The coding region runs from base 734 to 1744 and encodes 336 amino acids.
CCCAACUCCUUCUUGUUAUCUAUUUCUUAACUCUGAACUAUUCCUAUUCCAGGGCAGCUCAGAUUCUGCAGGGGACUGGGAACAGGUCCCCCCACCAUCUUUCUCAUACCACCCAGGGAGCUAUUCCUCAGAGAAGUCAGGUGGGGAAAUGAGAACACAAUGUCCUCUUGAGGGGGCUGGAUAGGACCCCAAAUCUCCCCUUCCUCGCCCCCGCCUGCUCCAGGGGACACCGUCUCAGCAGUGUCUGUGUACCGCAGAGGAAGAAAGAGCUCACCGCAGCUGGGCUCCUGAGCUAGGGCUGGGGCUCCUGUGAAACCCGCUGUGCACUCUGGCUCUGAGCAAGUUCAUCCUGCGUGCCUAAUCGGCUAUUUAAGGAGCUGUUCACCAGCAGCCCAGGCAGCCCCCGCUCCCCACGUACACCCGUCCAGAGCCACCUUAAAAGCAGGAGGCAGUUGUGAAGUCGCUGGCCAGCAAGUGGAGUGGAGACUGCAGAGGGAGAAAAAGAGGGCAGAGAGAGGCGCAGCAAGUAAUUUGUCCUGGGGACCCAGAAAUCCAUGGAACCCUACUGAAAACCAAAUCCUCUGGGAGCCAGCAGAGACACAAGAGACAGCAAGAGAAAAAGAGAUAAAUACACUCAACACAAGGAUUCUCCUCUUUCUCUCUCUCUCUCUCUGUCUGCCCUAGUCCUCUAGUCCCCAAACUCCCAGUUCCCUGUGCCCCUUUCUGGGAUACCAUGUUGUUCUUCGCCCUCCUGCUAGAGGUGACUUGGAUCCUGGCUGCAGAUGGGGGUCAGCACUGGACGUAUGAGGGCCCACAUGGUCAGGACCAUUGGCCAGCCUCCUAUCCUGAAUGUGGAAGCAAUGCCCAGUCCCCCAUCGAUAUCCAGACAGACAGUGUAACAUUUGACCCUGAGUUGCCUGCUCUGCUGCCCCAUGGAUAUGAUCAGCCUGGCAUCAAGCCUUUGGACCUGCACAAUAACGGCCACACAGUGCAACUCUCUCUGCCCCCUACCCUGUAUUUGAGCGGACUUCCCAGAAAAUAUGUAGCUGCCCAGCUCCACCUGCACUGGGGUCAGAAAGGAUCCCCAGGGGGGUCAGAGCACCAGAUCAACAGUGAAGCCACAGCUGCAGAGCUCCACAUCGUACAUUAUGACUCGGAUUCCUAUGAUAGUCUGAGUGAAGCUGCUCAGAGGCCUCAGGGCCUGGCUGUCCUGGGCAUCCUAAUUGAGGUGGGUGAGACUAAGAAUCCAGCUUAUGAACACAUUCUGAGUCACUUGCAUGAAAUCAGGCAUGAAGAUCAGAAGACCUCAGUGCCUCCCUUCAACGUGAGAGAGCUGCUCCCACCACAGCUAGGGCAGUUCUUCCGUUACAAUGGCUCACUCACAACUCCCCCCUGCUACCAGAGUGUCCUCUGGACAGUCUUCAAUCAAAGGGCCCAGAUUUCAAUGGGACAGCUGGAAAAGCUUCAGGAGACAUUGUUCUCCACAGAAGAGCCCUCUAAGCUUCUGGUACAGAACUACCGAGCCCCCCAGCCUCUCAAUCAGAGAACAGUCUUUGCUUCUUUCAUCCAAGUGGGAUCCUUGUAUACCACAGGUGAAAUGCUGAGUCUAGGUGUGGGCAUCUUGGUUGGCUGUCUCUGCCUUCUGCUGGCUGUUUAUUUCAUUGCUAGAAAGAUUCGGAAGAAGAGGCUGGGAAACCGGAAGAGUGUGGUUUUCACCUCAGCACGAGUCUCCACUGAGGCAUAGACUCCCUCUUAGAUAUUGUGGAUGCCUUCCCCUCAUGCCUAUCAGGAAGCCUCUAAGAUGGGGUGCAAGGACUGGCUAGAAAAUACUGUAGCAGUAGCAGGCAGACACCCCUUCUUCCUCUGGAUAUCCCCUACAGAGAGGUAUGGACCCACGCUCUUGUUCAAGGGAGCACAGCAGAGCCUUCAGUUUCUCAAAAUAUGCAGGAGAAAAUCAGGAGAUCCCUGUGUUGUUAAUGCAGAGAAUAAAUUGUGUUUAGUUGUAGGGGAUGUUGGGAUGAGCCCCGAAGUCUCCUAUUCCCUUACCUUUAUGUCACUUUUCCUGGAUAUAUUGCAGGAUUUACCCUUAGGAAAAGGGGGUUAUAUAUUUUUGCUCAAUAUAUUGGAAAUUAAAGUUUCUGACUUUAA